Gambusia affinis (western mosquitofish) is the source of this 1086-nucleotide messenger RNA. RefSeq names its product voltage-dependent calcium channel gamma-1 subunit-like. Gene Ontology annotation, biological process: regulation of calcium ion transmembrane transport via high voltage-gated calcium channel; calcium ion transmembrane transport. The coding region runs from base 316 to 1008 and encodes 230 amino acids. The record is from RefSeq and is a predicted model, not a curated record. Gene Ontology annotation, cellular component: membrane; L-type voltage-gated calcium channel complex. Lineage: Eukaryota; Metazoa; Chordata; Actinopteri; Cyprinodontiformes; Poeciliidae. Gene Ontology annotation, molecular function: voltage-gated calcium channel activity; calcium channel regulator activity. The transcript is spliced from 4 exons.
AGGCAGUCUGGUCAUCAACUUCUCUGAUCUACCUCAACAGCUGACUUUGUGAACCGUGCAUAGAGCGGCGGCUCACAGUGUGAGGGGAAAGAGGGGCAUGAAAGUAGGACAGAGGAGUCUGGCCCCCUUCCCUUCGAACCAGAAGCUCAGAUUUGCAGUAGCGAGAGAGAAGACAUUCGUCCUGGGUGGAGAGAGGGAAAGGACGACGACGUUUUUUCCCUGAGACUUACCGAGACUUACAGAUCAGAAUAUCGAGGUCUUAUGUACUUUUUGUUGUUGUUGUUAACUGACUAGAAGUCGCACCAACUGGAAAACAUGCACAAGCGCACCAAGAUAAAGAUCGCCAUCGUCGUGCUGGUGGUGGGUAUGGCGUGCAUGUUCACGGCGGUGGUUACGGACCACUGGGCAGUGCUCAGCCCACAGGUGGUGCGGUUCAAUGAGACCUGUGAGGCGGCACACUUCGGCCUUUGGAGGCUGUGCAAGAAGCACAUCUACAUCACCGAGCAGAAUUAUGACAAAGCGCAUGGCUGCGGACCAAUCAGCCUGCCUGGAGAUGAAAACUGCACUUACUUCAGGCACUUCAGUCCAGGACAAGAUGCAGAGAUAUUUGAAUACAAAACACAAAAAGAGUACAACAUUUCCGCCGCAGCCAUCUCCAUUUUCAGCCUGGCCUUUAUGAUCCUGGGAUCUCUGUGUCUGCUCGGGUCGUGCACCGGCAAAGGCAAAGGAAGGGACUACCUUCUCAAACCCGCCGGAAUGUUCUUCGCGUUCGCAGGCAUCUGCGCUUUCAUCUCGCUUGAGGUGAUGCGUCAGUCGGUGAAACGCAUGAUCGAGAGCGAGGAGACCAUUUGGAUCGAGUACUACUACGCCUGGUCCUUCGCCUGUGCCUGCUCUGGCUUCGUCCUCCUUUUCCUGGCCGGCAUCGCGCUCCUCGUCCUCUCCAUGCCUCAGAUGCCCCGGAACCCCUGGGAGACGUGCAUGGACGCCGAGCCGGAGCAAGUAGAGUGAUGCCGGCCGACCGACCGCAGCCGUGAAUCACUUUCUUGUUUUCCAGUAAAUAAAAAAAAAUAAAUAAAGAAAAAAAAA